GAACCAAUCCCUAUUCCCAAUCCCAAUCCCAUGUCAUCCCCCUCCUCAAAUUAUUAUUAUUUAAAAAAAAAAAAAACCACUAAUUAUAAUAACUCCAGAAAGAAACCCUAGAUUUCUUCUGCCCCAAUUUUCGUGUCUCUGUCGGUGAUUCUAUCAUCUCAGAUUAUUGUUGUGAUGUAUGUAUAUAUAGAUUCUCGCUAAAGCAAAUUCGGAUUUCUUUCAUGUACAAAGAAAAUUCACUCCCCAGAUCUGAUUCUACCAAGUUAUCCUCCAAAAUAGUUGGUGGAUGAUGAUUGUACAGAUGGAUAAAAUGUCUACUACUCCAUCAUGGGAGGUGGCUCAACAACUUUAUGACAAGAAUAUAGAGUUGGAGAAUAGGCGUCGUAGGUCGGCCCAGGCAAGAGUUCCCUCAGAUCCAAAUGCUUGGCAGCAGAUGCGUGAGAACUAUGAAGCAAUAAUACUCGAGGAUCAUGCAUUUUCUGAGCAGCACAAUAUUGAAUAUGCUCUGUGGCAGCUACAUUACAGGCGAAUCGAGGAAUUCAGAGCCCACACCAAUGCUGCUUUAGCUUCUACAACUUCAAGCACAUCUCAGAUUGUAAAGGGUCCCCCGCGACCUGAUCGAAUUAGUAAAAUACGUCUGCAGUUUAAAACUUUCCUUUCAGAAGCUACUGGAUUUUACCAUGAUCUAAUUUUGAAAAUUAGAUCAAAAUAUGGGCUUCCUCUUGGUUAUCUCUCUGAGGAUUCAGGGUAUCAAAUUGUUAUGGAGAAAGAUGGCAAUAGAUCUAUUGAGAUGAAGAAAGGUAUUGUAUCUUGUCAUCGUUGUUUGAUAUACCUGGGUGACCUUGCUCGUUACAAAGGAUUGUAUGGGGAGGGCGAUUCCAAAAGCCGUGAUUAUGCUGCAGCUUCGAGUUAUUACUUGCAAGCUGCAUCUCUUUGGCCAUCAAGCGGGAAUCCCCAUCACCAGCUUGCCAUAUUGGCUACCUAUUCUGGGGAUGAAUUAGCGGCUGUAUACCGUUAUUUUCGGAGUCUGGCAGUCGAUAGUCCCUUUUCCACUGCAAGGGAUAACUUGAUUGUCGCAUUUGAAAAGAAUCGCCAGAGUUACUCUCAGCUGCAUGGGGAUAUGAAAGCUUCUGUGAUCAGUGAAUCACCUGCGCAGAUAACUGCCAAAGGAAGAGGGAAAGCAGAAGACAAACUCCAACCUAAGGAUGCCAACGUUGGUGCCAGCCUUGUUGCAAAAAAAGCAGCCAGUGUCCAUGACCCCUAUAAAGCUUUCUGCAUUCGCUUUGUUCGUCUAAUUGGCAUUCUUUUUAGUCGCACUAGCUUGGAAAUGUUUGCAGAAGUUCUUUCUCUGGUUAGCAGUACUUUGAAUGGGCUUCUUUCUUCUGGGUCAGAAGAAGAGCUGACUUUUGGCACAGAUGCUGUUGAGAAUGGUCUGGUCAUUGUUCGCCUUAUUGCCAUUCUUAUAUUCACGGUUCACAAUGUGAAUAAGGAUGGUGAUGGUCAGAGUUAUGCGGAUAUUGUACAACGUACAGUUCUGCUUCAAAAUGCACUUGCUGCAGUUUUUGAAUUAGUGGGGCACAUUUUGAAGAGAUGUGUGGAGUUGAGUGAUCCUUGUUCAAGUUACCUCCUUCCUGGCAUUCUAGUUUUUGUGGAAUGGUUGGCUUGUUCUCCUGAUGUUGCAGCAGGCAGUGAUAGAGAAGAUAAACAAGCAACUGUUAGACUAGUUUUUUGGAAUCAUUGUAUAUCUUUCUUAAAUAAGCUUUUGUCAAGUGGGCUAGUGGUGAUGGAUGAUGAAGAUGAGACCUGCUUUUUCAAUACGGGCAGGUAUGAGGAAGGUGAAACUGAAAAUCGGCUUGCUUUGUGGGAGGACUUCGAGUUGAGAGGAUUCUUGCCCCUUCAACCUGCACAUACCAUUUUGGAUUUUUCAAGGAAACAUUCUGUUGGAGGUGAUGGCAACAAGGAGAAAAUUGCUCGUGUUAAAAGGAUUCUGGCAGCAGGAAAGGCUCUAGAAAAUGUAGUUAAAGUUGAGCAAAAAACAAUAAUUUUUGGUUUGAAGGCGAAGAAAUUUAUUUUGAGUGUUAAACCUCAAACAUCAGAUGAUUUCAUGCUUAUGCCCUUUUUGGGCAGUCCUAAAUUAAAUGGUGUGAAUCGCCAACCUCCAAUAGAGACUAUGAGCAAUGCCUUUGUUGUGCAGACAAAUGCACAGCUAUAUGUGGAAGGGGAAGAGGAGGAUGAAGAGAUUGUUUUCAAGCCAACAGUGAUGGAAAAAUGUAGUGAUUUGAUUGUUUCAAAGUGGAUGCCUAAUGAGGGUCUUGAGCCUAGCAAAAAUGCUGUUGCUGGUAAUUCUCAGUUUCAUGGCAGUUCUGUUUCAGCCCAGCACAGCGAUCUUCACCAGCGGACUGCUGUUGAUGCAAGUUCACAACCACCUGUUUCUGUUGCCAACCAUGUACUGCAGCAUCCACAACCAAUUCCAUCACACUCUUCAAUGUGGUUUGACCAGCAAGCUUCUCUUGCUAAUGGCUUCAAAGGUUUAAACAUCUUGGAAAAUGGGCACGUAAUGAAACCUGGAAUGCCAGAAGAUACACCCAUUUCACACCAUUCUUCACUUUCUCUUCCAGUCCAACAAUCUAUCAAUGUCAAUGCAAGUGGUAUAUCUUAUAGUCAGGUAAAGGCGUCAGAAAUGGUGAUGCAACGUGAGAUUGAUAUUGUUGGUUCUUCUGGAGUUACUUCUGGCAGUUUUGCUGUAAAUACAUCAUCACCGUUGUCAGCAAGUUCGAGAAGAAGUCCAGUAAACCGACCAGUAAGGCAUCUUGGCCCUCCACCUGGUUUUAGAGCUGUCCCUCCACCUGGUUUUAGCGCUGUUCCUCCUAAAUCAGUAAAUGAGCUCAUAUCUGGGUCAGAUUUGGUGGCUGAUAAUCUACUCAUGGAUAACUAUAGCUGGUUGGAUGGAUAUAAGUUGCCAUUACCAAUGAAUAGCUCAGUGCUCAAUCAAUCUAUCAAUCAUCCAUCCCAGUCAAGUCCCCAUCAUACCAGUAACAACAAUGUCUCUGUGGGGACAAUUAGCUUUCCCUUUCCUGGAAAACAAGUUCCACCAAAGCAGUUUCCUGUGGAAAAACAGAAAGGCUGGGAGGAUAACCAUACUUUUGAACAUCUAAAUUUACACCAUGAACAACUGCAGCUGGAGCAGCUCAUGAAAGGAAGUCAGCAGUUCCCACUGCCAGAUCAAUUCCAAGGACAGUCGAUGUGGGGGGCUCGUCACCCUGUGUGAAUCAUUUUGAGAGCAUCAGAUGGUCCUCAAGAAUGAUUGUUGUGGAUGUCCUGCGUCCUGCUGGUACCAUAUUGAUACUCCAACUUGGCGGUCCUGUUAAUUUUGUUUAGUUUUUGUUGGAGCAUGGUAGUGUUGGCAUGUUGCAGGCUCUUGCUAGUUAACAAGUCAUGCAGCACUCUUCAGACCAGAGGAAGCAAAAUUGUGAACAUUUCUACAAUGCGCAGUCCGUAUGUGUAAAUCCCAUCGGUGGAGAGAGAUAAGUAGACGUCAAUAAGAGCAUCCAUUGGCUUUGGGGGGUUUGUCUCAAGGACAGUUGGGUGGGAAUAAGGGUUGUACACACACUAUUCUAAACUGUGAUAGCAUUCUGUCUAGCUGUCCGAUUAGUCUUGUCAUGUCAAUAUCCUCAUCACAGUUACCCUCACCGCAUUAUUGGUUCUUUGGAAGCUAUUACUGGCCAAAUGUUGUUCCAGAAAGCAUCAGCGCUCGAUGUCUGGUAUGCUCGCUUGCUAAGGUGGAGUUGGAGUUGGGUAAUAUUUGAGCUUGAACCAGAUAUGACAGGAUCAUAGUGGAAUAAAGAGCCAAGCAGUAUAUCUAUCUAGUUAAUUUAGAAGUGUGCGUGCGUGUGGAUAAAAGACCUAUGUCUGUGUCUUUCCGUGGUUCAAUAAUGAAAAAUGACUCAAUGUGGAGUACAUUUAUGUCAAUUUCUGAAUGGUUUGAUUUGGGGGACAACAUUUGCUUUGUUUUUUCAAAUGUUUAAAAUACCUUGUUUCAGCUGUUUGUUGAUGUUUUAAAUAUUGUUCUGCUAAAUC
Messenger RNA from Camellia sinensis, 4077 nucleotides. RefSeq names its product nonsense-mediated mRNA decay factor SMG7. Gene Ontology annotation, biological process: nuclear-transcribed mRNA catabolic process, nonsense-mediated decay. Gene Ontology annotation, cellular component: telomerase holoenzyme complex. Gene Ontology annotation, molecular function: protein binding; telomeric repeat DNA binding; telomerase RNA binding. NCBI's taxonomy places the organism in Eukaryota, Viridiplantae, Streptophyta, Magnoliopsida, Ericales, Theaceae. The record is from RefSeq and is a predicted model, not a curated record.